UUAAUAUUUUCGCCCCCCUUCCUAGUUAAUGUUUAAAGACACUCAUGUUUGUUUUCGGCUAUUUUUUUACAUUUUGAGAAACAUUAUCUAAAUUUAAUCGGCUGUAUUUCAGUUAAUAUUAGAUUUAAAAAUUCGUUUUACCAAGCAAAUUGAAUGCUCUACAACUUUUCACUAUACUAUAAUACAUAAUAUAUGCUUAGUUUAUGUCUCGUCACUGAUACAGAUAAUAGAUAGCAGUGGCACUCGUUAAUAAUGAUGUCUUCAACUCGUAGUACGCGUUUAUCAUGCAGUAGCUCUAUCCUUAGUAUAUGAUCUAAGACCGUGAUCUAAAUAUAAACCACGGUCUUAGAUUAUAGAUAAACCAUAGACCUAAUCUAUGGGGCUAUGGUUGUAACAUUGUUGUCAAAAUUUGUGAUAACUUGCUUAUGUUUAUAAACAAAUUCAAUUCUAAAACAUGAUUGGAGUGGCUUUUAAUGAUGUUUAAUCGAGUUUGCGUAGUUAUUAUACAACUCGAAUAAUACAUUAAUUAUUUGAUCGAUACGAUUAUUGUCUGCAUGAAGAUAUUGCAUGUGCCAUCGUCCGUUCGGAUUUUUAAUUCAAAUCUGUUUGGCGUGUUCGACUUCAGGUACCAGAAAUUCAAAACGCAAAUUGACGGCUAAAAUAACAAAAUUUCAGUAAUCGAUAGCUUUUUGUAAUUAACUAAUUUACAUAGUUUACGAGUAAAACUGUUCAAAAAUGAAGAAAAAAGUACUAUUAAUGGGUAAGAGUGGUUCUGGGAAAACCAGCAUGAGAUCUAUAAUAUUUGCUAACUAUAUAGCAAAAGAUACUAGACGACUAGGGGCAACUAUUGACGUUGAACAUUCUCAUGUUAGGUUUCUUGGAAAUUUGGUACUCAAUCUUUGGGAUUGUGGAGGACAAGAAGCUUUUAUGGAAAAUUAUUUUGUUAGUCAGCGAGAGAAUAUAUUUCGUAAUGUAGAAGUACUUAUUUAUGUAUUUGAUGUUGAAAGUCGUGACGAGGAAUUAAGAAGAGAUUUGAGAUAUUACCAGACUUGUCUAAGUGCCAUUUAUGAAAAUUCUCCAACUGCUAAAGUAUUUUGUUUAAUACAUAAAAUGGAUUUGCUGCAAGAGGACCAAAGAGAUAAGAUAUUUUCAGAGCGUGAAAAUGAAAUAAUAAACAUGUCCAAACCUGUGCAAGUUACUUGUUUCAAGACAUCUAUUUGGGAUGAAACACUAUACAGAGCUUGGUCUUCAAUUGUAUAUAAAUUAAUACCCAAUGUUAAAGAACUAGAACAGAGUCUUAAGUUAUUUGCAGAACUAAUGGACGGCGAUGAAGUGUUAUUGUUUGAACGUGCAACGUUUCUUGUUAUAUCUCAUUGUCAACGCAAUUUACAACGUGAUAUUCAUAGGUUUGAAAAAGUGUCUAAUAUUAUAAAACAAUUCAAACUAAGUUGUAGCAAAGUAGCAGCUCAAUUUCAAAGUAUGGAAGUGAGAAAUUCUAAUUUUGCUGCUUUCAUAGAUUUAUUUACAACCAAUACAUAUAUAAUGGUAAUUAUGUCAGAUCCACACAUUCCUUCAGCAGCAACUUUAUUGAAUAUAAAAAAUGCUCGGAAACAUUUUGAAAAAUUAGAACGCACAAGCCAAGCCCAGCAAAGGUCAGAACAAUCAAGUAAGUAUAAAUAAAUAAAAACUUGGUUGUUAGUUCAGAAUAAAAUGUAUUAUAAAAAUGUUUAUUUGUUAUUUUUUGAUAUAGUAUAAUCAUUUAUUUAGUUUUAAGUUAUUUAAAAAUAAUUGUUCAUUAUUAUUAUUAUAGGUAAUAGCUAGUUUAUCUAUUUAUACAAGUUAUAAUAUCUGUUUUGAUUUCUCCAGUUAAUAUUACUAUUAAGAUAUAUGCCUUCGUGAUUAAGAUUAUGCUAAAAAAAUUUUUAUAUUAACAUUUUGGUAUUGUAAAAAAUUUCAAUUGAUACAUUCAUUGUUCUUUAUAGGCACAUAUUCAGUAUUUAAUAUUUAACAAUAUUUACUUGAAAAUGUGCUAAUUGACAAACUGUUUUGAAAUAGUUUUAUAAACUAUUUUGCACAUUGACAUAUAAUUAACAAGAAUUGUUAUUAUAAGUCAUUCAAUUUAUGCAAAAGUUAUUUAUUUGUUAAAAAUAGGGAACAUCAAAAUAUCGUAGAAAAUUAGUAUUUUAACAAAUAUAUUGUACGUAUAUUAAAAAAAAAAAAAAAAGUAGUUUAAGAUUUAAUUAAAUAAAAUUAAAAGUUUAUUAUUGAUUAAGAACCAUUUUAAAUAUGUUUAAAGCCUUUGAAAAUUUUUUUUUUUUUUAUAGCAUAUGGCUUUGGUGUAAAUAUUAAGUGAUCCAAAUAUAAUAACAAUAAACAAAAAUACAAAUUCAAUAUAAGUAAAAAUAAAAAAUAAAAAUUGUUAAAAAUUGUAAGACAAAAGUGAUAAAUAAUGUAUAUUGUUCAUAAAAUGAAAAAAUUGUAUUUCAUUCUAAAAAUUUAACUGUUUAAUUAUUCAGUACAGAGACUACAUUAAAAAUUAUUUUUGUCAUUUUAACUAUCCAGUUAAUACUGUUCUUUAAAUAUAUAUUAAUUAAAAAAAUGCAUAACAAAUAUUUGAUGGUAUAGCAUCAAUGAUAACAUUAUUUACACCUUAUAAUUUUUCAAAAACAGAAA
Molecule: messenger RNA, 2673 nt
Organism: Cinara cedri
Lineage: Eukaryota; Metazoa; Arthropoda; Insecta; Hemiptera; Aphididae
Source: the annotation of a GenBank genome assembly